UAACAUGGCUCCCAGAAAGGGUUCGAAAAGUGUGAAAACAUCAAAAGUAUUAAAUUAUAAUGCCUUAAUUUUAAAAGACGUACUGUGCCCGAUUUGUAGAAGUAUUUUAAUUGAACCAGUGACUCUUCCCUGCAAUCAUGGAUUUUGUUCUUCUUGUUUUGAUAACACCAUGCAAAAUGCAAACUUAGUUUGUCCACUGUGCAGGAUUAGAAUAGGAUCUUGGCUUAGAAAGGCGAAAAAAGAAGUCAAAUUGAUAAAUUAUGAAUUGUGGGAUGCCAUAAAAGACAAAUUUCCUCAGCAAGUCAAAAAUAAAAUGAAUGGAAUAGACGAAAAUUUAGAGGAAGAAACGGACGUAAUAGUUGCUUAUCCUGGAGAAAUUCGUAAAGAAUAUGAAAUGCAAAAACAGAGAGAAGAUGAGGAAUUUAGGAAGAAAUGUGAAGCUGAUUUGAAAGCUAGUGAAGACCUUAUAAAGAAGAUUUGUGAAGAAGAACAUUAUGAGCGUGCUGUGAUGGAAGAAAAACUCAAGCUCGACGAACAAGUUGCAAAAAAGUUAGCUGAAGAAUUAGCUUCGACUAAUCCUUCUACUUCAAAAACAAAACAAACCAAGAGAUUUGGCCCCAUGGAUAAGUUUGUGAAACAAGAAAAUGACAUGACAUUGCAGAACGUUCAGAAGAAACAGUUAAAUAAUUUUGCUACCAAGGAAUACACAUGCAGAGUUUUGCGUUUAGAUAAUAAUACCGGAAAUGAUCCUUAUAAAAAAAUAUUUUCUCCUAUAAUUCCGAAAAAGGUUCAGCAGAUACAAAAGAUUGUAGAUACAGAUAUAACCAGCGACAGCAGUGAUUGCAUAGAAUCAGAGUUACGAUAUUUUAAACCAAUCGAUUAUAGAGGGAAUCCUCCUUCUGAAAGAAAACCUGCCAUUAAAGUUCCAACAAAAAAACCUCUUCAAAAUACAUCGGCUAGAAUAUUAUCACCAACUGGCCUGAUAAACUUCCACUCAAACUUCCUGGAAUCUGCGUUUGCCAGGAUAGCUUUCCCAAAAUCAACAGGAGGACGCAAGAGUAAUACGUCCCCAGCCAGUGAUAAUAGUACAAUAGUUUCAAGUAAAUUGAAAAGGACACAUUCGAAAGAUGAAAUUAAUAGUCCCAAACGGAAAAUCAAAAGAAAAGAUUCGGUUGAAGAAAUUGAAGAAGAAUCUCCCACAUUAAUUAGUUUUAGUAAAACCAGUAGGAAAAAAAGGCAGAUAUUUGGGAAAUCGAACAACACUGUCAAGGACAGUUCUUCAAGUCCGCCGUUUUUAGGAUUUGAAAAAAUAUCGGAUUCUAAAGAUAGUAACUCGAAUAUUACUAAUAACAAAAAUAGUAUUAUUGAAAUAAUGGAGGAAGAAAAAUCAAAAAAGCUUUUACAAGAAAUGGCAGAUUUAGAAUUCGCAAAAAAACUACAGGACGAACUUAAUAGAACUGCCCACUACACAAGAAGUUCUCGAAGAAGAAUAGGAAGUAAACGACAAGCCACUCUCGACGAAAUCAUAAAAACUCCAUAUAGGGUUAAGUAAACACAAUGUACGAUAUUAAAAAAAAAUAUUUUUAUCCCAACUAUUCGAUGUAAGUUACUAAUUUGGAUUUCGUUUUAUGAAAAGAAAUUUAUAUUAAUUUAAUACUAAACACGCUGUUUAGAUAUUUUUGUAUAUGCUAUAAGUUAAGUGGUAACAUAUUUGUGAUGUUGGGUUAAAAAAAUUAUAAAAAAGCAUAUGUUCACAUAAUUCAGUUUGGUUUUUUUGUAAUAGAAUGAUUUAUUAUGGAAUCAGUUAUAUCUCUGUAAAGCUCAUAUCAUUGUUGAUAUAACAAGUAUUAAGAACUUAGAAGUUAUAAAAUUUAUAACUUACCUUUUUGUUAUUUCGUUUUAAAGAAAUUACUUAUGAUUUAUAUUAUA
Anoplophora glabripennis (Asian longhorned beetle) is the source of this 1929-nucleotide messenger RNA. Its product is annotated as E3 ubiquitin-protein ligase RNF169-like. The record is from RefSeq and is a predicted model, not a curated record. Gene Ontology annotation, molecular function: nucleosome binding; metal ion binding; ubiquitin-protein transferase activity. NCBI's taxonomy places the organism in Eukaryota, Metazoa, Arthropoda, Insecta, Coleoptera, Cerambycidae. Gene Ontology annotation, cellular component: site of double-strand break; nucleus. The transcript has 3 exons. Gene Ontology annotation, biological process: double-strand break repair. Bases 5 to 1552 code for a protein of 515 amino acids.